Messenger RNA from Octopus bimaculoides (California two-spot octopus), 3389 nucleotides. RefSeq names its product major vault protein. The record is from RefSeq and is a predicted model, not a curated record. Lineage: Eukaryota; Metazoa; Mollusca; Cephalopoda; Octopoda; Octopodidae. Gene Ontology annotation, cellular component: cytoplasm; nucleus.
AGUAACAUAUAUACAUACAUAUAUGUGUGUAUGUAUACGCAUAUAACGUUCAUACAGGUCGAUGUAAUCAUAAACUGUAGACAUAGUCUGAACACUCCUAGUAUAACGGCGCAGUCAGCUUCAUCUCGAAGAACAGACUUUCAACUCUAGUUACUUUACGAACACUGCAAUCAUUUCAGCUCAAACAACUCCGUUCCGGAAACGCUUCACGUCAAGUGUGGUUAUGUCUGCUGCUGAGAAAAAGGCGAAGACAUCAUCAACAAUGGAAGAUUCAAUGAUCAAUCGUAUUCCUCCAUAUUACUAUCUUCAUGUUCUUGAUCAAAACACUAAUGUAACUCGCGUUGUAAUUGGUCCGAAAACCUACAUCCGGCAAGAAAAUGAGAAAAUUGUCAUGCCUCCCGUUAACAUGAUGACCAUUCCUCCAAGGCAUUUCUGCAUCAUUGUAAACCCGGUUAAAUAUGAUACUGAUGGCAGCAUUUCCUAUGACAAGUAUGGCCAAGCUGAGCUGGCUCAUGGCGAUGAAGAAAUCCGCUUCACACAAAGUCCUUUUCCUCUCUAUCCCGGUGAGAAGAUUAAGCAGAGCGUGACAGCCCUUCAAGUGGUGAAGACUGAUUCUGGUCUCAGGUUGUUGGCAAACGUUGAUUUUACUGAUGAAAGCAAUACGAAAAGAUUGGCAGGAGAUGAAUGGAUGUUUCUGGGACCAGGUACCUACAUACCCAGGAAAGAGGUCGCCGUCUUAACAACAGUGAAUGCCAAGGUGAUCCGUCCAAACCAAGCCCUCCGUUUAAGGGCACGUAGAGAGUGUGUCGAUUGUAAUGGUAUAAAGCGAGUGACAGGGGAGGAAUGGUUAGUCAAAACAACUGGUGCUUACCUACCAAGGGCCUAUGAGGAAGUAGUAAAAACUAUUGAUGCUUAUAUUCUCACUGAAACGACUGCUCUGAAAGUGAAAGCCCUGCAGAAUUUUGAGGAUCGUUUUAAUAAGUUGCGGGAAGCCGGAGAAGAGUGGUUAAUUAAUAUCAAUGACACAAAAUCCUAUAUCCCAGAUGUUUACGAAGAGGUUACUGGUAUUGAAGAUAUUCUCACAUUGACUAACUCCAACUAUUGUGUUGUUGUCAAUCCUGUUGAUGCAAAUGGAAAGCCCCAACUGGGUGAAAAGAAAUUAGUAAAGGGACCAAAAUCGUUUUUCUUAUUACCUGGAGAAUUACUUCCUGACGGUAUACAGGACAAUUAUGUGCUCCAUGAGGGACAAGCCCUUAUUUGUUCUUGUAAUGAACAUUUCCUUGAUACACUUAAUAAUGUUAACCGUAAACCAGGUGAUCGAUGGAUGAUUAGUGGUCCAAUAGAUUAUGUCCCACCAGUUGAAGUUGAAAUUAUCAGAACAAAUGAAUCCAUUGCAUUAGAUGAAAACGAAGGCUUGUACAUAAGAAAUAUGAAGACUGGAAAAGUGAGAUUAGUGAGUGGAACCUCAUAUAUUUUAAAUGAAAAUGAAGAACUUUGGGAGAAAGAUUUACCAUCUGCUGUUGAAGAAUUGCUUAGCUUGGAAUGUGAUCCUUUAGCUGAGCGAGGUACCAGAGCUAAAUCAUCUGACUCGUCUCAUAAGAAACGGAAUAAGACAUUAGCUGUAACUUAUAGAGUUCCCCAUAAUGCAGCUGUGCAAAUUUAUGAUUAUAAGCAGAAGAAAGCAAGAGUGACCUUUGGACCUGACCUUGUUAUGCUUCAACCUGAUGAACAGUUUACUCAGUUGCGCUUAUCUGGAGGCAAACCCAAGAAACCUAACAUGAUUCGUUCUCUAUGUCUACUGCUUGGACCUGAUUUCUGUACAGAUAUCAUCACAGUUGAAACAUCUGACCAUGCACGAUUACAACUUCAGCUCUCCUACAACUGGCAUUUUCAAGUCGAUGACAAAAACGAUCCAGAGAUUGCUGCUAUGCUGUUCAGUGUACCAGAUUUUGUUGGAGAUGCCUGUAAAGCCAUAGCUUCUCGGAUUCGAGGUGCCGUAGCUGGUGUGAAAUUUGAUGAUUUUCACAAGAACUCUGCUAAAAUCAUUCGCGCCUCUGUUUUUGGCGUCACUGAAAAUGCAAAAGUGCGCGAGCACUUCCUUUUCCCACAGAAUAACCUUGUCAUUACAAACAUUGAUAUCCAGUCUGUCGAACCUGUUGAUCAGCGUACACGUGAUGCUCUCCAGAAAUCUGUCCAACUUGCCAUUGAGAUCACCACCAACUCUCAAGAAGCUAAUGCCAGACAUGUGGCUGAACGUCUUGAACAAGAAGCAAAAGGAAACAUGGAAAAACAGAAACUAAAUGAUGAGGCAACAGCUGAAGUGGCCCGAAGUGAACUUUUAGAACUGAAAGCUAAAAGUGCAGCUGUUGAGAGCACUGGUCAAGCGAAAGCAGAAGCCCAGUCGCGAGCAGAAGCUGCUCGUAUUGAGGGUGAAGCUGCUGUUGAACAAGCGAAAUUGAAGACAGCUGCUGAGAAAAUAGAAUCGGAGGCAAAACUGGCCCAAAUCACUCAAGCCCGCAACGCAGAACUGAAGUACAUUGCUGAGAAGAAUGCACUCGAGGUUAACAAGACCACCGAGAUGGGUGAUAUUCAAAUAAAGAUGUUUGAGCGUAUGAUUGAAAGUCUUGGUACUGAAACUCUGAGAGCAAUUGCCAUAUCUGGACAAGAGAGCCAGAUGAAACUGCUCCAAGCUCUUGGUAUCAAGUCUACAUUGAUUACAGAUGGAAGCACUCCAAUCAACCUCUUUAAUUUGGCUCAAGGCAUGGUUGGAGGUUUCAUCAACAGUGGCCAAGAAAGACCUUAUGAUGCCAGCCUUGUAUCACAGCAUGAAUCAGAAUAGACAACAAGAUGUCUUUGGAUGAGACAUAUUUUCCCAUUUGUUUCUCUUUUUUAUUUGUUUCUGUGUCUUCUCAUGCUCUUUCACACUGCAUGCAUAUAUAUAUCAUAUUUCAUAUAUUUUAUAUAUGUGUACAUAUAUAUGUAGUUUCUUUAAUUCCUGCCAUAUCAUACCUACAUACUUAUAUCCUGGAAUUUAGAGAAAGCUGUUUUCAGACUUCCAUUGUAGUUUCUCAAGCAAAAUACAAACCUUGAAACCAUGGUACUGAAGUAACUACAGGCAAUAUAUAUAUAUAUAUGUGUGUAUAUAUAUAAUGCUCUACAAGACUGCAAGUGCCUAUUGAGUAAUUUGUUCUAACUACAUACUACAUUGAUUACAAUAUAUAUAUAUAUAUAUAUAUAUAUAUAUAUAUAGGAAUUAAAAAAAUUUUUUGCUGCUUUGUAUAGAACCUUUCUUUACCUAUCAUGGCACUGUAUACACACUUCUAAUUAUUCCUUAUAAUAUUUAAUAUCAUUGCAAUAUUAUUAAUAUCAAUAAACUUUUUAUAGAAGUU